CGGGGACAGGCAGGAGCUCCUCUGUGAUCACUGAUCGUCGAUCGAUACCUUCUCUGAUGCGAUUAUUCUAACAGGUUCAGAUAGGUAUUAUUCCUUAAUAUAUUAAAUCAAGUUGAGCACUCCAGUUUUUGGAUGUUAAACAAGACCAUUUUUUUUCCUAACUUGAUGCAUUUUACUUUUUUCUAAAUCUAGCUCAAGGUCUUUUUAGAGAACAAAAUGGACAAGGUGAGUGGGAACAAUGCAACUGUGGUGAAUGCCUCCAUCGACAAGUGGUCAUUCAAUGAGCACUCGUUCCAACACCUGGACCCCAGAGAGUUGAGAGUCCUGGUUCCGGCUAUUCUGGGAGUAAUCUGUGUCUUGGGUGCGGCUUGUAACCUAACUGCCAUGGUCAUCCUAUUCUCCAAUGCUCACCGAGGUAAACUAUCUCUCAUAAACUCCCUUAUCUUCAACAUGAUGUUUGCUGACGGACUGGUGCUGGCAUUUUCGAUGCCUUUCAGGGCUGCUUCCUUCUCCAAGGCUAGCUGGGAUCUGGGUUGGGUGGUCUGCAAGACAGCAGACUGGUUUCUCCAGUCCUGCAUGGCGGCGAAGAGCUUCACAGUGGCUGUGAUGGCCAAAGCGUGCUACCGCUAUGUAUCAAACCCAACACAGCAGGUGAGCAUCCACCUGGGCUCCAUCUUGGUGGUAUUCUUCUUCAUCUGGUUGUCCGCCUGUUCCGUCACCAUCCCUCACUGGCUGUUUGCUACGCUGCAGAGACGGAGCCGAGGGCUGGUGUGUGUGCUUGCAGUUCCUCCUGAAGCCCAGAAUUUUAUGUCUGUGUACGUUAAAGCAUACCCUCUAGUGGUCUACUGUGCCCCUCUCAGUUUUGCCCUGAUUUAUUUUUGGAAGGCUUAUGGCCAGGGCCAGCGUCGCUCCAGUAAGACUCAGAACUUGCGCACACAGAUCAGGGCAAGGAAGCUCACCUUGAUGCUGUUCAGCCUGACUGUGGCCAUGGCUAUUCUCUGGCUUCCACAGUGGGUGGUGUGGCUUUGGGAGCGUCAUAUUGCAGAGAGGGAUAUUGAAGGCGCCAAGCCAUUAGCAUCCUCUCUUCCCCUCCUUCUGACACUCUCUGCUCAGCUGCUCACCUUCUCUUUAUCCUUGGUGAACCCUCUCAUUGUGCUGUUCCUCUCAGAAGAGUUCAGAGAGGGCUACAAGGGACUAUGGAGACGCCUUACCCUGCGCAAACAACUUCCUCCAAAGCACAAAGCUGGACCUCACAUGCCUACAGCUCCUCAGUCCCCUUGUCCCAGACCAGAGACUUCUGUCCAGCUAAGAGGGGAGAACAGCUUUGGAUCAAGCUCAAGCCAGGGUCAAAGCAGACAGGCUCAGCCCCAGACAGAGCAAGAAGGAGGAAGGGAAAUAGACAUGGUGAGCCUAAAAGAUGGUAUUGUCUUGCCUGAUUUGGAGCAUUUCUGGCACGAGAGGGAGACUGGAUCACUCACAGACGAAAACGAUCCUGUGCCGUGGGAGCACCAGAGCAACGAUGGGAAAAAAUAACAACUACCCCCCUCCAGCUUAUCUUCAUCAUCUUCAAUAGUCCUCAGAUGAAAGCAGCUUCAUCAACAUACCUGAGUGUUGGACAUCCAGCACAUCAUUUGUAUUCUGUCAACUGUGUUUAUGAUAUUACUCAGAGGUAAGAAGUGCAAUCAUUGUGGAGUACAAUACAACAGUAUCGUCUGCAUAUUGAUUAACUUUGUAUUAUAGUGUUUGUUGAUUUUCUUUUUCUUGUUUUAGGAAAAAGAUAUGAAUUAGUCUAAGAUGACUUUUGGUGACUGUUUAUUACAUUUUCUGGCAAUAAUGUCAUUGUAAAUUCAAUAAUGUAAUUUAUAUAUAUAUAUAUAUAUAUAUAUAUAUAUUCAGUAUAUUUUGUGGUGAAUGACCAUCAAUAGGUACAACUAUCUGCAAGUAUUUUAACAUAAUACUAAUUAUACCAUUAAAUAAAAGUGUAUUAUGGAUUGGUCUGCACGUAAUCCCCUUAAGAGGGAUUGAAAAUCUUAAUUUACAUACAUGUACAUUGUGGUUGUAUUUUAUACUAGUGUGCAAUCAUUACUUGUGUAUACCCUUUGGAAAUUUGAGAUGUUGAAAUUGGCAGCUUUUAAUGGUCAGUGUUUCCCGCCCUCUUUCUGUGAGUGAGAUCAUUGUACAUCAGAACCACCAGUACACAAAAAAUAAUAAAUAUAUUCUAAAAAUUAAGUCUGUAUGUGAUAAGAGUGACUAGUGGUGUCAUAAAUGAUUUAAUAAAGAAGCAGAACCACUACAUAUGA
Messenger RNA from Labrus mixtus (cuckoo wrasse), 2300 nucleotides. It is a transcript of the gene gpr151, whose product is annotated as G protein-coupled receptor 151. Gene Ontology annotation, biological process: G protein-coupled receptor signaling pathway. The transcript has a single exon. NCBI's taxonomy places the organism in Eukaryota, Metazoa, Chordata, Actinopteri, Labriformes, Labridae. Bases 217 to 1533 code for a protein of 438 amino acids. The record is from RefSeq and is a predicted model, not a curated record. Gene Ontology annotation, molecular function: G protein-coupled receptor activity. Gene Ontology annotation, cellular component: membrane.